Rhagoletis zephyria (snowberry fruit fly) is the source of this 4192-nucleotide messenger RNA. RefSeq names its product piggyBac transposable element-derived protein 3-like. Lineage: Eukaryota; Metazoa; Arthropoda; Insecta; Diptera; Tephritidae. Gene Ontology annotation, molecular function: sequence-specific DNA binding. The record is from RefSeq and is a predicted model, not a curated record.
GUUUUACAACUACUUCUUACUCACUUCAAUAAAUAGCUUAUUGAAACUGAAGAUAAUUGAAAUGCGAAUUAAAUAAAAAAUUAAAUUAAUGUUAAUUCCCACUUAAAUGAGUUUGGUGAAACUGGCUGUAAGAAUGUAAGAUUUGUUUAACUUAUAUUUUACAAUAAUUUUACAGGUUGAUAAUAAGUCAAAAUGUUUACGUGUACUUACAGUCCUAAAGAUGACUUUAGUUUGAGGUCGAAAUAUCGACAUUAAAAGUUAAUGAACUAAAACCUGUGUUUUAUGUAUUUUCUUGGCCUCGAGCUUAUCAAAUAAAAAUUACAUCAAUAACUUUAAAUGUGAAGAGCCCAAAACUUUGUGGGUCCUGAACAGACACUUAACCCAUUAAUGCCUGCCCAUAGACCCGCUGGUACGAUUUUGAUGAAAUUUUUAAAUAUGUGCCUGGGAGGCCAUAGAAGUUGAUAGAAAAAAAAAAAAAUUUUACAUGCGAACACACCUUAGAUAUGACAUGGGUAUUUAAAUACCCGACAGGCAUUAACAUUAACUUUGAAAUAACUCCAAAAAAAACACCAUUGGCUAUUGUUUUGACGUUUUGUGCAUUAUUGACAUUUGCCAAAUGUUUUUUUAUGCACCAUCAUCCCACAUGUAAAAAAAAUACUUAUAGUGAUAUAAAAAGGUAAAAUAAACAAGAAAAAAGUGAUAAGAAAUAAAUUGGCUGAUUAUAAACAAUUAAUAUUCAGAAUGAUUCGUCGGCAGAAAGUUCUCACUGCUAUCGAGCUGCAAGCUAUUUUAGAUAGUUGGUCUGAUGGAGAUAGUGAUGGAGAGGAUAACUUUGUCCAACACGCAGACGCCGUUGAUAUUAUCAUAACGCCACCCGAUGUCGUCGAUAUUCUGAGUGACAAUGAGGAAUUGGACGACAAUAUUCAAUUGUUGCGCGAUGACCCGGAGCUGCCUCAUGAGAUUGCAGGGCAAUUUGAAAUUCAAUGCGUUUACGAUGACAGCAACGAGCACUUGCCAUCGGGUUGUGAUGGUGAUACCGUAAAUGAACCCGAUUUUGAACAAGAAGAAGAAGAUGAUACACCGGUGGCCUCGACAUCUAGUGGUCGUGGUCGCAAAUCAACGCUUAAAUCAAGUAAGCCACCUAAGCGACCCAGAAUCGAAGAGGGCAUGAAACCAAAAUGGUCUCGGUCGCAAAAUUAUCAAUUCACUAAGAUUCCAUUCGAUGAUUCGGCCACUUCACACAAAGCGUUGUAUGAGAAAAUUGGUGACAUGAAUCCAGUGCAGCUUUGGGAAAUGUUCAUCGAUGAGGAGGUGUUGAACCUGUUGGUUACUUCAACCAACCAAUAUGCUGCGACCAAAAAUUGUCCUUCGUUCAUAACAUCAAUUAGCGAAAUGAAAACGUUUUUGGGCGUGUUGUAUAUAACCGGUUACCAUACAUUGCCGCAAAUACAUAGUUAUUGGUCAAAUCGGGAAUCAUUAGGAUGCGCGCUAAUAAAAGAAUGUAUUUCAAGAGACAGAUUCAAACGAAUCAAACAGUUCUUUCACGUGUGUGACAACUCAGCAUUGGAUAUGAAAAACAAAUUUGCAAAAGUCGCACCAUUGAAUGACUUAUUGAACAAAAAAUUUCUUCAAUUUGGUGUUUUCUCUCACAACCUUUCCAUUGAUGAACAAAUGAUUGCCUACUACGGCCGACAUUCGUGCAAAAUGUUCAUCAAGGGAAAACCAAUUCGUUUCGGGUACAAGUAUUGGUGUUUGGCUUCGUCAGAAGGCUACUUGUAUCAACUACUUCCAUACGCUGGUGCAUCAGAACAGGAGGACCCAGGUUUCGGACUGGGAGAACGUGUUGUGCUAUCACUUCUUUCACAUCUGGAGGCCCGCGCCAAGCACACGGUUACGUUUGACAACUUUUUUACAAGUCACAAACUUAUGACUCGUUUGUCGAACGAUGGAUUCUUCGCUUUGGGAACUGUUCGUGAUAAUCGGACCAAUCAUGCCCCAUUAAUGAACAUCAAGGAAAUGAAAAAGAAGCCUCGCGGGACGUCUGACUUUCGUUUCGACACGAACAAUUCUAUUUUGGCGGUGCGUUGGAAUGAUAAUGCGGUCGUGACCUUAUUAUCGAAUUUCCUAAGCCAUACACCAAUGGUCCGCGCGAAACGGUAUGAUCGAAAGCAACGGAAAAUGGUUACUAUUGAGCAGCCGUAUUUGGUCAACGAAUACAAUCAUCUUAUGGGAGGUGUGGACCUUUUUGACAAUGCAAUGAAUAAUUAUCGAAUUCGGAUUCGGGGAAAAAAGUGGUAUUGGCCAUUAAUAACAAAUGCGUUUGACGCGGCUAUGGUAAAUGCAUGGAAGUUACAUUGCUUCUGUCGCAAGUAUGACAAGAAGCCACCGAUGUCUCAAUAUGAAUUUCGAGUGGAGGUGUGUGAAUCGAUUAUGAUCAAGUCCAGUUAUCAUCAUCCGGGUAGAACGUCGGCUUCCGGGGCACAACUGGCAAUGCGUUACGACCGUAUGGAUCAUUUCAUCGGAAAACUUAAUACUCGUCAUCGUUGUCCGCAAUGCGGUGGCAAAACUGAAUAUGGUUGCUUGAAGUGCCAAGUGAACUUGCAUCCCGCUCCUUGCUUUCUGGAUUACCACAACGGCGUUGAACCAGAUAAGAAAAAGAUUGCCAAGGCUAAGUAAUCUAUUUCUUAUAAAUAUAAUAAUUUCUCAGUAAAAUAAAAAAAAAUUCUAUUUAAUUAUGCGUUUUAUUCACUGCAAAUUAAAUGUUUCCAUAUAGGAAAAAAAAGACUUUUUGUGUACCCACAUUGGACUGUCGGGUAUUUAAAUACCCAUUUUCAUUUAACCAGGUGUAACGGCCAGGUGUGUUGAGAUAUCUCUAUAGCGUUUUUCAUUACAUGAAGGACACCUGAAGCUAUCUGGUAAGGUGAGCUUUUUUCGUUUUUCCCAUUUCCCUAUAUUUGGGAGCGCUUUUCCUAAGCAUUUUCCGAUAAAAAAAACCUCGAUUUUUGGCUUAAAAAAAAAAGUUUUUAACGAAAACAAUAUACUGACAUAAUUUUAUUUUUUAAGGCCCAUUCUUCCUCUUCAAUCAAAAAAAAAUAUAACUUCGAUAUCUCUUUCCUAGCCCGAGCUAGAAUUUAUUUAGUGACACCACUUUCUUGGGUAUUUAAACCCAUUAGGCAGGAAUGGGUUAAUAAAUACGGAUAACUACCCCGCUUCAAGUAAAUACGUAAAUAUUUUCUUACAAACUAAUGAAAAUUUAUACAAAAAGAAAAAAGAUACCUCGCGAUGUUUGCUUCUUAUGUCUUUUUGAUGAACAAAACGGAUAGUGUGUGUAGAAGGGAGUGCUUCAGUGACGUUCAAUAAUGUCAUUGCAAUUAAUGUCAAUUAACAUAAAUUCAGUUUUAUAAGGGAAUAAAUAUCAAUGACAUUAGCAUAAAAUCCAAAACUGAAAGUACAUAACAUGUACCGUCACCGUCGACGGCAGUUGUCAAAAAAGCUGAUUCGGUGUAUUUGUAUGAAGUAAGUUACAUGAACAAGCUGACGGUGACGGUGCCGCACAAAUUAGCUCAACUCUCAAUUUUCCUUAUGUAAUUGCGUCAAAUGACAACUAUUCAGUGUGUUGUUUACAUGUUUGUACGUAAAUUUUUCCAGUUUGUAAAAAUUUUAAUAUUUAUGGAACACGCAAUGUAAAAAAUAAUGGAGGAAAGCCUAAUAGAAGUGAAAAAGUAAAAUGCAACUUUUGCAAAGAGUAUCAGCGAGCUAAUGAUUUUUCGGGCGCAAUAUCAAACGAAUUGUGUGUAACUUGACGCAUAAGCAUCCUUGACGGUGGCGGUGACGCUGUCGCAAUGGAUGGUAUGUACUUUCAUUUUGAGUCAAUGUCAAUUGACAUUAAGUCACUUCGGAAUUUAUUCACCCCAUAAAAGUGAAGUUAUUACCUUGUUUAUACCGACACAUAAAGCGCUUUGACUCAAAACGCUGUGAUUCAAAACGGGUGCAUAAACUAAAUUUCAAAAUGCGUUGAAAUUGGAAAGUGUAUUGACUUCAAUUGGUUUUCAAAUCGGUUUUUUGUUUCUCACAUCAGUUAGAAAACAAGUAUAAACGCAUCACUCAUCUGACGUGAAGUGAAAAUAGGCUGGUUUUCUUUAUACAGCCCGUUUUAAAUUCGAAUUAUUCUUUUAAUAAAUUGCAAUUAUUG